CCAGUUUGGGAUAAAACGUGCAAAAUCUAAACACUUGAUUGAUUUCUCCAGCAUUCCAAUAAUUCUUGGACAGCCUUUUUUUUUGGCAAAAACCAGUAAUCACUAGUACAAAUCUCAUUCUACUGUAAUCACUACUAAUUCCAUCUUCAUACAUAGCUGUUUUCUUGAGUUACUUUUCUGAGUUUCAAUGGCGUUUUGGUUGUCAAAAUCAAGAAGCAUUAGCAGUCUUCUGGGGAAAAGAAUCGGUCUCUUGACAAUUCUUCAUGAAAGAAAUAAAGGGUCAUUCUUGCAUUCAAGAAGGGAUGGAGUUUUCAGGUACAAAAAUUCGCCUGAAUUCUCUACCAAGUCAGCCACCUUUUCCGCCACAGGCCAACGGUUCAAGUCCUCAAAAACUGGGGAACAAGUAGAAUUGCCAUCCUCCGAUGAAGAUGAUGAUGAAAAUCAAGCUGUAGAUUUUCCUGGAGGAAGGGUUGCAUUCACUUCCCGGAUGAAUUUCACCUCUGAGUCAUCUGGCAAGAGGAUACCAUGUUUUCGCGUCCUUGAUGACAAUGGCUACCCCAUUGCAGGCAGCAUAUUUGAGCAGGUGAACAAAGAAGUUGCAGUUAGAAUGUAUAGUGGAAUGGUUACCCUUCAAAUAAUGGACACAAUAUUAUACGAGACGCAGAGGCAGGGAAGAAUAUCCUUCUAUCUGACCUCGACUGGAGAAGAGGCCAUUAACUUAGCAUCAGCAGCUGCACUUAGCCCUGAUGAUGUUGUAUUACCCCAGUACCGGGAACCUGGAGUACUUUUAUGGCGUGGAUUCACCUUACAAGAAUUUGCCAACCAAUGUUUUGGGAAUAAGGCUGAUUAUGGAAAAGGCAGACAAAUGCCAAUACAUUACGGAUCUCAAAAACACAAUUAUUUCACUGUCUCAUCACCCAUUGCUACGCAGCUUCCUCAGGCAGCUGGUGUGGCUUAUUCUUUAAAAAUGGAUAAAAAGGAUGCUUGUGUUGUCACUUAUAUGGGGGAUGGUGGCACCAGUGAGGGGGAUUUCCAUGCUGCUUUGAACUUUGCAGCAGUUACGGAAGUUCCUGUGAUUUUUAUCUGCCGCAACAAUGGGUGGGCAAUUAGCACUCCUAUAACAGAACAGUUCCGAAGUGAUGGUGUAGUUGUCCGGGGUCAAGCUUAUGGCAUCAGAAGUAUUCGUGUAGAUGGAAAUGAUGCUCUAGCUGUCUAUAAUUCAGUACGUACAGCACGUCAAACGGCCAUUAAUGAACAGAGACCAAUUUUGAUCGAGGCUCUUACAUAUCGGGUUGGGCAUCACUCUACAUCCGAUGAUUCUACCAAAUAUCGAGCAGUGGAUGAAAUUGAACACUGGAAAACAGCUCAGAACCCUGUAUCCAGAUUUAGGAAAUGGGUACAGGGAAAUGGCUGGUGGACUGAUGAAGAUGAAUCUGAAUUUCGCAGCAACAUCAGGAAGCAGCUUAUGGAAGCAAUUCAACUGGCAGCUCGCAAGGAGAAGCCUCCAAUUGCAAACCUUUUUACGGAUGUGUAUGAGGAAAAUCCUCCUAAUCUUGUAGAGCAAGAGAGAUCACUUGGAGAAACUAUCAAGAAACACCCACAGGACUACCCUUCUGAUGUGCCCUUAUAGAAGACUAUUCUGCCUCUUUUUCUGCAAAUGUUAUUGUGGCUUUGGGAUGUCGGAAACGAACUCUGAAGCUGUAAUUUACAUGUCUGUAACCAUGUACAGUAAACUUAACUCUUGUACAUGAAAAUAGAAAAUAGUGCAUAUGGAGAAGCAAUUAUCCGAAUAGAUUAGCU
Molecule: messenger RNA, 1800 nt
Organism: Coffea eugenioides
Lineage: Eukaryota; Viridiplantae; Streptophyta; Magnoliopsida; Gentianales; Rubiaceae
Product: 2-oxoisovalerate dehydrogenase subunit alpha 1, mitochondrial-like
Exons: 9
Coding region: 188-1630 (480 amino acids)
Biological process (GO): branched-chain amino acid catabolic process
Molecular function (GO): oxidoreductase activity, acting on the aldehyde or oxo group of donors, disulfide as acceptor
Source: RefSeq, a predicted model, not a curated record